Paramuricea clavata is the source of this 6184-nucleotide messenger RNA. Lineage: Eukaryota; Metazoa; Cnidaria; Anthozoa; Malacalcyonacea; Plexauridae. The record is from the annotation of a GenBank genome assembly.
AUGAUGUAAGUAUUGAUGGAUUUUGUAAGAUUUUUUGUUUUUCAUUGUGUUUUUUUUUUUUGCUUUUACGCAGUUUUACAAAAGCGCGCGCUUUUGUAAAGGUGGAAAAAAUACGACAUUCCAGUCUUCAGGCAGCUACAUUGAGACAAAAAUUUUGCUUUUUCUUCAGGAGAAAAGGAAAAGAUCUCCCUAGUUCGUCUGUUAAAGGCACUUCACGGAUUCCGAAGCCAGUGAGUAUUUUGUGAAAUGUUUCCGCUUUAAAUGCGUAUCCAUCGCUCUUGUGGUUAGAAACGCACGAUGAAAGUCUUAAACUAAUUUAAUAUUCAAUUUUCUUAGGUUUCUGGCAAUAAUAGCAAAGUUGAGGAGCAAGAUGGCUCCAAGUCGAGAAAGUAAGUGGCAAUUUUUGGAAAAGCAGUUUCAUAGAAUGGUUCUGAAAGUAGAAUUAAGUGACAUUUCAAUAAUAUUUUGAAGAGGGAAGAAGCAUACUUGGGCUAGAUCACAGCGCAAAUACAAUUCUGUUUUAUUUCCUGUAGUUUACGAUCAAAUUCUCGCAGUACAUCGUCCACGCGUCCAAUACGCAUCAACCGUGAUUGUUUGAAAGGAAUUCGUACUACUCCUGACCGAGUCGUUAAAAGGUAGUAUUUUAUAUAAAUAGAUUUUUUUAAAUGUUUGAUCCAGGCCAAAGCCAUAUUGAAUGCUUAAUAAUUUUCUCAUUUUCAGAACUCGUCCCUUCAUUCAGAAACUCAAUUCUAAUGGUGGUAGCAACGCAACAUCUCCAACCUCUGCAAUAAAGCUCCGGGUUCCGGCGUCCUCGGUAAUAAAGCCCCGGGCUCCGGUACCUCGGAUAACCACUCACUGUUGCGUAAAACCUGUGAUAUCCCAAACUACCACUCAGUCCACUCGUGUCCUGCGCAGCCAUGCUGUAUCUACAUCAUCUGUUCAGAGGUAUGAUGAUUAAUAUGUUAUUGACUUGUAUAAUUUGUCUACCUUGCAACAAACAGGCUUAUAAAGUUUACUACUCCUUUACAUCUAGCUCAAAGACGGACUCCAGCGCCGUGGCAAAAUUAUCCACCACAAGUACACCAACAUCCACUCGUAUCCUUCGCACUCGUGCACUAUCCUCACGUGAUGCGGUCACCACCAACAUCCCGAAGUUCACGUGGAAUCUCAGACGGAGAUCUUCCGUCUCCAAGACAACUAAAGGUGACGAGACCAAACCACUGUGCAAACACGGAGCUGGGAAAGAAGCUGAGGGCACUACAGUUGCGAAACGUCUGGCACCAGCAAAAGAUGCAAGCCUCUGUUCAAAGCAGAAAAAACAAGAAGCACCGCUUGUCAAUACUGAACAAAAGAAAUCUCACAAAGUUUUGGAGGUAUGUACAUUAAAUUACAUUAACCCUUCGUUCAGAUGGAACAGGAUGAAUUUGAAUCCCUGCUCAAGUUUGUUUAUUCAGCUUCUCACUCCAUUGGUCAGCGGAUGUCCUGACAGGCUAAUGCCCAAUGGACCAUUUGCAUUAUAGACUAAAUUUUGAUCUAGACAAAAAUUUCAUCACAGCUUAAAAGAGCAUCACAAAAUUAGUAAUAUUCCAAAGUUUCGUUGCGAAAUAUUGUAAAAUGCGGAUAAUAUAGCCUUGCGAAAUUUGCAAUUUUCAGUCAUUUUUUAUUACAAACGGGAAAUUGAUGCCCCAACACCCGAUUGGGCUGUCAAUUUCCCGUGCGUAAUACAAAAUGACUGAAAAACGGCAAACUUCGCAUGGCUAUAUUAUCCGCAUUUUACAAUAUUUCGCAACGAAACUUUGGAAUAUUACUAAUUUUGUGAUGCUCUUUCAAGCUGUGAUGAAAUUUUUGUCUAGAUCAAAAUUUAGUCUAUAAUGCAAAUGGUCCAUUGAUAGGGGAUCCGACGUACCCACAAUUUAACGUCCUUAUCCGAGAAGACUCGAAAGUCUAACCAUUUACUGACGUCAAUGUAAGGGUAGCAUGUUUUCCUCAAUUAUUUUAAGACCUUGAGUAGAUCGAGGUCCGACCAAGGAUUGUACUCGGCUCUCCCAGCUUGAAAGGGAAGCGUGGGCUGCGUGGUACCAUGACACGACACCACAAGAGCUGGUUUAGCGCGUUUGCGCGCUUUUGCAUUGUACAUUCCCAAGGGGAAGAGGAGGGGGAGGAGGUCAUGAAACCACACGAAUUCAAACACAGCUAAUCGUACGAAUUCCCGUAUGAACAAAUGGGACCGGGAUAAUUUGUGCGCGAAUCUGACUGAUCUCGUGUGAAUUAAUUGCGAGCUAAAGCAAGCGACGUUUUUCUCAACACCGACGUCAGAUUACCGGGGGGGGGGGGACUGGAUUAAAAACUGUGUUUGUAUCAGUUUGUGGUAAUCGUCAACACAUAUGACUAAAUAUAAGAUUAUUAAAGUUUUUUGCUUUCUUAGACAAACGCUAUAAGGCAAAAUACCACCAAAAUUAUACCAAUUUUUGGGUGACGUUGGUAUAUAUUGACAAAAAGUUGCUUGCUUUAAGCUCGCUAAUAGGAGUUGGCGGCCAAACGCCGGAGAGUUGCAGCUCUCGUCAACUCUUGUUUGACAUGGGUUUUAAGCUAGGCUAACAUUCUCAUAGGUCAAGCAAUCACAGCCACAACAGCAGCCAAAGAAAGUUGACCUCGUCUUGAGCAAAGAAGAAAACCAUCACGAUGAGCUCAAGUUUUCCAAACCUUGUCUUGAAAAGGUCGAGAUUAAGACCUUGGUUGUUUCCCAAGGGAAGGCAUUGGGUGGCGCUAAACACGAAGAACCAGCAAGCCAACAAGCCGAAGCUCAGUUGAACAAACACCAGCCGACCACAAACAAGUCUGAGUCGAAACAAGAGCUUGAUUUGAAGAAGUUUGGCAUCACACCAGUGUUAGUGACUGCUAAGCCUCUUGUCGGAGAACCGUACUUGGAGGAAAGACCACUCACUCCCGAAAUCUCCGAAGUAAAGAUUCUUGGCAAAGACACCGAAGAGAGGCUAAGUGACGAUGCAGAGGAAAUCCCCUCUGUCCAGACAGCUCCUGAACCAGCUUUGGCGACUAAGCUUCUUGUCGGAGAACAUAGUUUAGACGAACGACCAGUCACUCCUGAAGUCUUCGACGUGAAGAGUCUUGCUAAAGACACCGAAGGGAAGCUGAGCCAAGUUGCAGAAACCAUUUCCUCUGCCAAGACAUCUACACCAGUUUUGGCGAAGGAACUCUCUGGUGAAACUGUAGCCCAUGCAGAAGUUGAAGCCUCUGAAGUACCCCGCACUCCAUUGGCGAAAGACGUUCCCGAGAAACAUCUUUUGGGAAGUAUCGAAACUCCUUUGGCGAAAGAGCUACAAGCCACUGUCGAAGCAUCACCUCUUGGCAAAGACCAACCCAGCUCGGAUGAGAAACCAGCUUGCCAAGUUGAAAUCCCGCCUGUUACCAAACAAAAAUGCGAGGAGAAAAGCUUCCGCGAUGAUAUUCCUGUAGUUAAAACCCGGCUUGAAGAACAAAUCACUUUAACAACAUCUGAAGUGAUUCUUCAAAACUGCAGAGGUGAACCAUCUAUCGUCGUGGCAGAUCUCCCUCCCGUGAAGACAACAGAAGCUUCAAAUGUUCUUGAGGGAAGCCAAACAACAUCAACUAAACCAUCAAAACCUCCUUCGCACGUUGAAACAGCCAAACUCGAAGAUUCGAAGUUGUCCGAAAAUCCCAAAGCUGAACUCCAGUUUGCGGGUAAGCGAAAGUGUGAAGAAAACGUCAGCGAUAACACUCGUGCAGUAAAAUCCCGGCUUGAAAACGAAAUCACUUUAAAAACAUCUGAAGUGUUUCUUCAAAACUGCAGAGACGUACCAUCUAUCACCGUAGCAGACAUUUCUUCUGUGAAAACACCAGCGCUCGUUGAGGCAGUUGACCAGUUGCAGGCCGAAAAGUCAUCUAAAAGUCUCCCAGCUGAACCAACAACGGUUGUAAAAGAGCAGCCUAACCCGGUAACAACAUCAGCGCGCUCGAAACCAACCGGAGAUGCUUGUGAACAAUUAACUGAUGCAGAAAAGAUCGCCGCAUCGCAAGACAAUCCAACAUUGUCUGAAUCUCUUGCCUCCAGUGAAAAUGCAAAAUCGCUGGGGCAAAGUUUCUUGGGCGAAGCACGAACAGAACUCGUGCAUCAACGUAGAUCUAAGUCGACCAAACGACCCGCAGGUCAACCUAUAACCAACGACCUGCUCACCAAAAAACGGCGUAGUUUGAGCGCCGAGAAUGGGCAACAUGAACCAAGUCCAUUUGGUUUACCCCUCCAGGCCGAUUCAUCACAGACGAUGGAUAUUGGGAGAGUCACCCCAGCAGCAUCGAACCAAAGCAUGGAGAUCGAUACAAGCGGUAUCCUUCCCUUUGUUUUCCGUUUCCCAUCGGCGUUGAAUACCCCGAAUGGACUGAACUCGUCUGAUGAUAUGGAACUGUGUGACUCGGGAAGCAGUCAGAUAAUACUAUCGCCUUUUGGUAUCAACCAACAAUUCGUGAGAUCAGUAUUUGGUUGUCAAACAUUUGGCUUCACAAGUCAACCGACAGGACAGCCUAGAUUUGGCGUCAACCAAGCUACAAGCCAGCCAUUUAGCUUCGGUAGCAGCCAAGCACAGAACAGUUUACAAACCGGACCCGCAGUCAACGGAUUCAAUGCUAGUACAUUCGGUAAUGUACCAGGAUUGGCUCAAGCUACCAACCAAGCCCAACAGAUGUUUGGUAGUGUACCACGAGCACCUCCUCUCCCAACUACUGGUUUCAACCAAACUGGCAGCAAAGUGUUCGGUAACCAAUCACUCCAGAAUAACCAACAAUUGUUUGGUGUCAGUUUCAACCACCCACCACAGACCUUUGGUAACAUACCAAAAGCACCACCAUUACCUGCUGGUAUUCUUAAGCAAUCUGGCAACCAUGUCUUUGGUAGCGUACCACAACCAUCAGCUAUGUUUGGUAAUGUACCAAAGGCACCACCCUUACCUAUUGGUGGUUUUAACAAAAUCAGCAACCACCACUUCACGUUUGGUAGUGCACCAUUGCAGACCAACCAACCAUUGCCUAUGUCUGGUGUUAGUUUCAACCAGGCAAACACACCACAGAUCUUUGGUAACCCACCUGUAUUGAACAUACGGCCAACGUUGACCAAUUCCGAUGGUUCUCGGCGAAAGUUCAUUUUCACGAAAGGGUGCAAACGACACAAUGUCGCGAAGCCUCCGCUCAGCCUUAACCAAACAGGCAACCAACCAACCAAAGUUUUUGGCAACGCUUUUCAACCGAGUCCUCAGCACGUGUUUGCUGGAUUUAGUAUGGUGCAGAGCCCGACACCAAUGGAAUCUGAAGAUGUUUCCAAUCUAAGUGGGAAUGGUCACCUUGUUGGUGGCUUGAAUAAUCAACCAUCGAAUGUUUGGAACCUAUUUGGACAGAAGAAUGGUGGUAACCAAGUUAUGUUUGACUGUGGUCAGACGUCAACAGUCUUUGGUAGUCUACAGUCUACCCCUGGACAGCAUCUGAGUGACCAUUCAAUGGAAGAAAGUGUAAUGUUACCACAUCGCACCACUGUGUCUUGCUUUACAAUAUCAAUCACGCAAACGAGCCCCCAGCGAACUCUGAGCUUACCACAGAUGGCUGGUACCAGUGCAGUUGGCGGACCAUCACCACUAUCAAUACUUAAACCAUCAAUGUUUGCUGGGACAAGUUUUACCAACAGCGUAAGCCCCACGGGUAUCCCACGCGAGACCUCCACGAACAUUUCCUGCGAGACACCCACGACUCGCGAGACCUCCACGAACAUUUCCUGCGAGACAUCCACCAACUCCCAAGAAAGCGAAGUUGAGCCGAGGAAAGAAACCAAGCCAAGUGGUGAUGAGGAGCAUAAGACAACACUACACAAGAUUUUCUCAUCCGUUUCAUCUCUGAAUUCAACUUGUUCAAAUCUUAGCGAUUGCCAGAGCGAAAUAGACGCUUUGAUAGACAUUUUAUCAGAUAGUAUCAGCAACUGUAGUCUGGAAGAUAACCCCGCACCUACCGACAUGGGAGAGCUAGUCGAAAAGUUUAAAACUCUGAGUUUAGCGGACAAGCCGCUGGACAGUGAUGCGAAGGCUUCAGAACAUUAGAUGGAGUGUUGUUAGGUGGGGAAGGAUAGGUGUAUUUAAGGAAGAUGGGGGAUAUAUUUGUAAAUGCAGAG